This is a messenger RNA of Mugil cephalus (flathead mullet), 5926 nucleotides long. It is a transcript of the gene slc1a9, whose product is annotated as solute carrier family 1 member 9. Gene Ontology annotation, cellular component: plasma membrane. The coding region runs from base 2555 to 4534 and encodes 659 amino acids. Gene Ontology annotation, molecular function: L-glutamate transmembrane transporter activity; neutral L-amino acid transmembrane transporter activity; glutamate:sodium symporter activity. Gene Ontology annotation, biological process: L-glutamate transmembrane transport. NCBI's taxonomy places the organism in Eukaryota, Metazoa, Chordata, Actinopteri, Mugiliformes, Mugilidae. The transcript has 13 exons. The record is from RefSeq and is a predicted model, not a curated record.
AAAGGCGCACUGACUCUUUUAUUUCGAAGACAAAAGCAGCGACUUGUCGCUCAAGCUAAUGCUAGCUCGACACAGCGAUCCGUGACUCCGGUUUCUCUGGGGGAGCGCAGAGACGACUCGAAGUUUUUUCCCCCUCAGGAGAACUACUUUAAACUGAAAGGAUGAGAACGGGAGAUGGUGACCGGCUUCCCCAUCCACUCGCAAGUCUUCGGGCGAAAGUCGUUGAAGGCCCAGAGGAGACACAAUGGAGGCCUAUGGAGGACACAGGCUGACAGACAGUUCAACGGGUCCUCGGCGCAGAUAAGUCACCCCCAUACAGACCAGACGAGGGUUCACUGCUAUUGACCCACGAGAACAGCGCGUCCACUGAGCCUCCCCACCUUGAAUGGCCUUGUUGAAAAGGAAAGCCAUAAAUUGGCGGAUGAGCAGAAGGGGGGAGACUCUGCCUCCCUCCUCCCCUCCUCCCGCCUCCCGCUUUCUCUCACUCUCUCACAUGCUAUCUCUUUCUUUCCUUUACCAAGUAGUGGUUUCCAUCUCACCAAACCCCUUUCCCCCUGAAUGUUUAAAAAGAUGAAAGGAUAAGGAAAAGAAUGGAGACAAAAGAGUGCAGGGUUGUGUUACAACCCUGCCCCUGAGAGACCGUUCAUGAAAGAGUUUGGGGAUGGGAGAGAUAGGGACCGGAGAGGAGACACAGAAAGAGAAGGGGGAUAAUGAAAAGAGGUUUUUCAAGCCGCUAAAACGGGUCACUUCUGUAUAGAGGGGCAGACUAAAGUGCAGUCUUCAGUCAGGGACGGAGACAUUUAACACUGUCAAUACCCUCUGAUGGAAAGGAGCGUUGAUAUACUUGCACCCAUUGACUGAUUGCGCAAACACACACACACUCGGCCUGUCUCAACUCUUUCUGUUUGUUCUUCUCCACUUCCAGGAGCAGCAGGAGCACCAGCAUUAGGUCCUCAAGAAUCAUCUGCCAGAUCCACUUUACCAUUAAAGCCCAAUGCAAACACAUGCGCCUAACACACAUACACUCCUUGGUGUCUGCCUUGCGGCAUUUCUCCCUCUUGGCAUUUACUGUCAGUCACUCAAAAUCCUUGAAACCCUCCCACCAUUCUCUCCAUUGCCUUCUUUGUCUGAACUUGCCCUGCGUGCACUUAGAUAUUUUCACCUCAGGCUGCAUCAGUGAGAGUACGAGUGAGAGAAAGAAAGAGAGCAAGAGAAAGUUGUUAGCUAAGUGUGGACAGGAGUGAUGGCCAAACAAAGAUGACGACUUAAGGGGCAGGGACGCGUUGACUCAGGCUCUUGCCCUCUUGCUCUGUCUCUUAUACACACACGCACUUCCGACUUGUAAAAGCAACUGCAACCAUUUCACACCGAAGAGAUUUAGAAGUUUAUUUUUAGACAUUCAUUCACAAAACAAGUUUUGCUUCAUACUGUCACACUAAUGCAUCAUGUUAAAGGGUUUCCUAAAUCCUUAAGCCAUCAAAACCCGCAAGUCACAAUGUAUGCCGGGCAAACAACGCAACACUGAGGCGGUUUCCUCCUUUGGAGGAGACUUUCCAUAAACAACAUUUCAUGAUCCAGACAAGAUUUUCGGACGAUUAGUAAAGUCCCAUGAAAAAAACAAACAUAUAAUUUUUAUGGUACAGUGAUGACUUGUACACAAGGAACUUGCUACACAAUUAGCAACAUCUCAUGCUGUUUCUCACAACUGUGAUUUUAAUAGAAUAAUUUGGUUACAGCCCACACAUGAUCCAUCAUUUUCAAAUAGUUCUCAUUUUUCUAUGAGAACAAAGAAACAGAAGUAUUUUGUAGUUUCCAAAUGUCAGUUUUACUACCUUUGGUUGCUCUGAUGAACUCUUUCCCACACGCAAAGGAAUCAGUCAUCAAAUUAUUGCUUUUGCAAUGGACAUCCUCCUUCAGCUGAAACUGGGAUCUGAGUGUAAUUGGAAGGUAGCUAUUAUGGCAAUUAUUGCAAAUAGCUGAGCCGAGCUGUCAGGGUGAGGCUGACAGUCCGUGUGUCCACAACAGAGCCACCAUGUCAGACCUCAAUUACAGAUCCUCGACCUCCCCAAGGUACCUGAUGUCAGAUCUUCAUCAUCUCCUCUUCCAUCUUUACUCACUUUGAAUCGGUGUCUUUCUUCUUCUCCACUUGUUUCUCAGUCCUUUUCAUUGUUCCUUCCAUCAUUCGCCUCACCCACUGGACUCCACUUCCUCCUCCUGAAAGCCUCUCUCUGGUGAAAGCUACGAUACCACGGCCACCGUUACCACACACACACCCACACACAAACACAGACACACACACGCUGAGGUAAAGCUGCAUAUGUUUCCAAUUUCAGGCGUAAUGCUACUUUCUCCGCAAUCUGACCCAAUUAGCCAGAGCCUCCUGGAAAUGCCCCAGUCGCCAGCCAUGGUGGCAAAGAGGUAAAGGGUCAAAGAUGACGCAAGAACUGCGACUUUGCUUCACGUCCCCUCUUCAUCUCCACAUCCCUCCACUCUCCGUGCCUCUCCCCAUGCCUCGCUCUUGUCGGAUGGAAGACAGCGACAUACAGCAGGCAGGAUGACAAAUCAGCCGACAACCAACCAGUCCAACACAAACAAGGAGAAGGGGAAAGAAGAAAACACACGAGAUGACAACACAGAGCUUGCAUACAAAGAUGCUGGCCACUGCAGCCGCAACACCCACAACUUGCUUCUGGGACUCACUGUUAUGGGUGUUGUUAUGGGAACAUUGUUUGGGAUGCUGCUACGGUACAUGAAGGUGACAGACAGCUCCGCCCUCACUAUGGUGUCCUUUCCAGGAGACAUCCUCAUGAGGAUGCUGAAGAUGCUCAUCCUGCCUCUAAUCAUCUCCAGCCUUAUCACAGGGCUAGCUGGUCUAGACGCCCGCUCCAGUGGCAGGAUGGGUACCAGAGCCAUGGUGUACUACAUGUCCACCACUGUUAUUGCUGCCAUCCUCGGGGUCAUCCUGGUGUUAUCAAUCCACCCGGGCAACCCCAAACUGAGGGGAGGCAAUGCUGGCUCAGUGGCCAAGAACCAGGAGGUCAGCAGUUUGGACGCCUUCCUCGACUUGAUUAGAAAUCUCUUCCCGGAGAACCUGGUGCAGGCCUGUUUCCAACAGGUUCAGACAGUGCUGAAAAAAGUACCAGUUGCAGCGCCAAACCAAACCGAGCCCCUGUUAGUGAACAGAAAAAAACUGGAAUACAAAUGGGGCAUGAAUGUCUUAGGCUUGAUCGGUUUCUUCAUCACCUUCGGGAUCUGCAUGGGAAGGAUGGGCGAGAGGGGCAAGAUCAUGUGUGACUUCUUCAACGUCCUCAAUGAAAUUAUCAUGACAAUGGUUUCCAUGAUCAUGUGGUACUCUCCUGUUGGCAUUGCUUCUCUGAUUGCGGGGAAGAUUGCAGCUAUCGGAGACCUGGAGGUGGUAGCACGGCAGCUGGGCAUGUACAUGGUGACCGUCAUGGUGGGUCUGGCCAUCCACGGUGGCUUAAUCCUACCUGCUAUAUUCUUUGCUAUCACCAGAAAAAGCCCCCUUGCUUUCUACUCUGGAAUCUUCCAGGCGUGGAUCACAGCUUUAGGCACUGCUAGCAGUGCAGGGACGUUGCCAGUCACCUUCCGCUGUCUGGAGGAAAAUCUGAAGAUUGAUAAACGUGUGACUCGCUUCGUGCUGCCAAUAGGAGCCACCAUUAACAUGGACGGCACGGCGCUGUACGAAGCUGUGGCAGCCAUCUUUAUCGCCCAGAUGAAUGACAUAACCCUGGAUGGUGGACAGAUUAUCACUGUCAGCAUGACUGCCACCCUGGCCAGUGUUGGAGCUGCUAGUAUUCCCAGUGCUGGACUGGUGACCAUGCUGCUGAUCCUGACUGCCGUCGGCCUGCCCACCCAGGACAUCAGCCUGCUGAUUGCUGUCGACUGGCUGCUGGACAGAAUGCGCACCUCCAUCAACGUGGUGGGCGACUCAUUUGGUGCUGGGAUCGUGGAUCACCUGUCUAAGGUGGAGCUCAAUGCACUCGACGCGGCCGAAAUGCAAAUCAUUCCUCCAGACGACGAGCUCGAUUUCAUCCCCCCGCCGCCCAUCCUCACAGAGAUGGAUCUGGUCGACCCUCUCAAACCCCCUGAGCUGCCCCCUCGCUCACCUCGCCCACCCAAACAAAACCACCACGGGCCCGUUUUCUCCCAGACCCAGUCUGCCGCUUACUCACCGUCCCGCUCUGUCCGAUCUCCGUCACCCCGCUCCAUACGCUCUCCCUCUCCGCGCUCCGUCUGCUCCCAUUCCCCUCGGCCUUACCGUGCUCAUUCACCACGCCUCCUCCGCAGGAUGGAGCAGGGCUACUGCGCCCUGCCCAGCCAUGACAACCAGAUUCCCACACUGCCUCGGGCCUACAGAGAAAGAGACAGGGAGCGCGAGCGACUGAGGCGGGAGAGCGAAACUGAGGAGGAAGAUGAGAGAGAGCGGGUUUUGGGUGACGUGAGCGACGGCGAGGAGAGCGACGACACUGCCUAUGACCGGAGGCACGCCCUACCGCCAGGAGAGCUGCCGUGAUUUGAUUUGUUCAAUGCUUCACGGCAGAAUUUCUCCUCCUCACUGAAGAUUCCAGCGGAGGGUCCACAUCAGAUUUCAGGCUGGCUAGAUUUCUAGUUUUUGACUAAUGAGUGAGCUUAAAGAGUUUUAAUAUGCAUAGAUCUUUAAAUUACAUCCUGUAACGUUCCUGAGAAAGGCCCCUUAAAACAGCCGUUUCAGUGCUGAAGCUAGCUGGAACAGCUGCUUUUCUUAACUGCUACCUUGAUUAAUAGUUCCCAUAUUUGAACCAAACCAAACCUAAGAUUCUCCUAAAGUCCUGAUCUUCCUUGAAUUUGACUGUUACCAGAGAACUGUGAGUCUGCUCUCAAUCACAAAAGUAUGUUGGUGUUCAUACCAGCCUUUUAACGCACAACCAUAUGUUACAGUUUUCCUUUGCUCAACUCCUUCUCUUCCCAUUUUACUUUCUUGGGAGGAUGUUUUUUUUUUUGUUUUUAAAAUUACAGGAAUAGUACAACAUUUUGAAAAAGUACCUACCUCCUUGAAGAGACGACUAAAUAGUUUACUCUGACGUCUUGGCAGUAGACAUUAACUUGAGCCAGCAGUAAAGCAACACAAAGAGUGGAAACUAGAGAACACAACUGGCCUGGCUCUUUCCAAAGCCGAGGAAGCACCCUACAACGCACAAAUUAUUGUUUAAUAUAUGUAAAAGUGAGAUACAUACUUUAACAGGAGGAUCGUUGUUUGAAUAUUUAUUAUUCAUUAGUUUCGAGGCCAAUAUUGGUCCCAGCUAAGAAACGGUCCUGGGCGAAGGCCAUAAUGUCAACAAAGCGAAACACUUUUCUACACUGACGUUUGUGUACGGGUCAAUAACACACCUCCAGACAGAGCCAAGUAAGCUGUUUGCCCCUUUGUCAGGUGUUUAUGUGAAGCUAAGCUCCUUCUUUUUUUCAGAAUGAUGAACUAUUGCUUUAAAUGACCUCAAGACUACCAACAAUAAAUGUAAGUGCAUGAACCAGCAGACAUUAUUUUUAUACGGUUCUCUACCAUUCCUGGUGCUCUUCUCUCCUCAUUUUCCCUAACAGCCUUCACUGUUGAUGUUAAUAUUGUCAAUAUAACGUUUGGUUUGUAUUCACUUGUUGUGCUCUGGUGUAAAAUGUUGGAUGAGUUCAAGGCAAGAUGCUGUUUUAAUUUUGUUGUAUGUUUAAAUUUACUAGUUAAUUUUCUCUCAUUUUAACGUCUUAAUUGCUGUAAAAUAACGUAUUCAGUCUCCCCCGUCCUCUGCUGAAUGGCCUUUCAUUCCAAAUUUAAAUUCAUCAACUGCCUCCCUACAUCCUCAAGUCUUAAUUCAGACUCACAGGUCCAGGUUGUGUCUAUAUUUUAUGUAAUAAACUCUUAGAGAUUUAUUUAAAGUAA